UAAGUCUAUUGUUUAUUCUAUGUCAUCGGCAUCGAUGGAUGCUUUUCCAAUCUCAUUUUAUUUUUGUAAGACAAAAAUGGGUUGAAACAGAAAUUAUAACAACACAUUGGUUGUGAGAAAGUGAAAAUUAUUGACUUAAAGGCGACUUAAAAUGUGAUCAUGGCUAAGUUCACGAUAUUAUUUAUAACACUCUGGCUUCGAAGCGCGAUUGUAUACGGAUACGAGUUUAUAUCACAAUAUCCUAUUAGCCAACAGAAUGAAACUUAUUAUUUUUACCAUCUUGCUGUUGACAAAAGUAGUGGGCAAGUGUAUGCCGGCUCACUAAAUUGGCUUCAUCAACUAAGCCCAGAUCUGAAACCCAUUCAUAUAAUACGCACAGGGCCAAAACUCGACAAUCCAAUGUGUCAUGCUAGUGGCUGUCCUUCUCCAGAUAUCAUUACAACGCACACUGAUAAUGUGAAUAAGAUAUUAGUGAUCGAUCAAGAAUCAAGAAUAGUGAUAGCUUGUGGGUCGGUCGCCCAAGGAUCCUGUUUCAAAUAUAAGCUGGGUGAUUUAUCAGCAGAACCGGAAUUUGUUCCUAUUAGUGUUGCAGCCAACGACGCUGAUGCCUCUACUUACGCCUUCAUCGGCCCUGAGAGAUACAACUCUUGGGACCGUUCUAAUGUAUUGUAUGUGGGAACAACUUUUACUAACAAUGGAGAAUACAGACAUGAUGUUCCUGCAAUAGCAAGUCGUGAUCUUAUGACACUUGAGUUGGCUCAGUUCACAUUCUCUAAGCAAAGUUUAAUUCAAAUUGAUGUUAAAUAUAGAGACAACUUUUUAGUGCAAUAUGUUUAUGGAUUUAAUGCCAGUGACUAUGCAUAUUUUUUAAUAAUCCAAAAACAUUCUCACCUUGCUGGUAAUGAAGAAUUGGGAUAUGUCACACGGUUAGCUCGUACUUGUGUAAAUGAUGAUAACUACAAUAGUUAUACUGAAGUAACAUUGGAGUGCCAUGUUCGUGAAGAAACUGUAAAUGGUAAGAGUGAAGUUGUCAAUUAUAAUUUAGUUCAAGAUGCCAAAAUUGCUAAGGCUGGUGCAAACUUAGCCACUCAACUUGGCAUUGAAAUAGGAGAUUCAAUACUUAUAGCAUCAUUCAGCCCAUCAAAAGGUAUUACUAAUGAUCCUAUGUCAAAGUCAGCUAUAUGUGUCUUUUCAUUACUAGAAAUAGAAAUUAAGUUCAAUGAGAAUGUGCAUAUGUGUUUUAAUGGCAGUACUAAAGCACGUAACAUGGGUUAUAUAUCUGGUAUGAUCUCUGAUGGUAAAUGUCCCAGUGUAGGCUCUACAGGUAAUAUACUCAACUUUUGUGAAGUAGGUCUCAAAAUUAGUGGAUUGUAUCCCAUAAAAACAAUGUCUGUAAUAAAUUGGAAUGAUACUUUAGUGACAUCACUAACUAUGUCUGUGACUGGUAUACAUACUGUGGCUUUCUUAGGUAGUAAUGAUGGUAUGUUGAAAAAAGUUUUAAUUGAUGCUGAUAAGGCAUUGGAGUAUUUUAGUGAGGAACUUCUUCCUGGUCAGAGGAUACUGCCAGAUACUACAUUAUCACCAUACAGGAAAUCUUUAUAUGUCUUAGCCAGGAAUUCAAUAGUCCAAAUUCCGACUGAGAGGUGUGCAGAACAUGGAAAUUGUUCAUCAUGUUUAGAGUCUAAUGAUCCUCAUUGUGGCUGGUGUUCUUUAGAAAAACGUUGUACAGUUCAAAGCAUGUGUCAAAAAGGCACUCAAAGUGCUCCCAGGUGGCUGUCUCAGUAUACAGGACAACAAUGUAUUGACUUUGAACAGAUUUUGCCAGAUAGAAUAUCAAUGAAUGAGGUCACAACUGUGCAACUCAUUAUUAGGACAUUACCAGAACUACCGUUUGGUGCAAAGUAUAAAUGUGUUUUUGGGAAUGCACCUCCCAUAGAUGCUGCAGUAACUUCAAAUGGUUUAGCUUGUCCCACACCAGAUGUAAAGCAUAGACCUAAAAUAUUACAAAAUCAAGACCAUGUUUAUGUACCUCUUUCAGUCCACUCUUCAGAAACCAAUAAAGACUUUGUUUCUAGGAAUUUUGCUUUCUAUGAUUGCUCUAAACAUACAACUUGUCAUUCAUGCAUAAUGAGCGAAUGGGCAUGUAACUGGUGUAUCUAUGAUAAUAGAUGUACACAUGACACUUCAGUAUGUCAAAGAACUACUAUUAGUGGAGAGAAUAACCCUACAAAAUUACUCAAUCAUGGUAUUGGGCAUUGUCCUAGAAUACGACAAUAUAAAAAACCAAUUUUACUCCCCAAUAAUGUUCCUAAAGAAUUGGAACUGGAAGUAGAAAAUUUACCUCAUCUGCAGCCUGGUCACACAGGAUUUCAAUGUAUUGUUAGCAUUGAAUUAGCAAAUAUGAUAUUACCUGCUAGAGUAGAAUCAAAUCACUAUAUUGUAUGUGAUAAAACAACUUACUCAUAUGAAGAAGAUGUUGGAGAAUACAAUGUUAGUGUUAAAGUAGUUUGGAAUCACAAACAUUACAUAGACACAAUCACAAUAACAUUAUAUAAAUGUGAAAUUCUUGGUUCUCAUCGGGAACAUGCUGAUUGCUCACUUUGUAUUACUCGCAACUCUGUUUACCAAUGUACUUGGUGUGGAAAUUCUUGUUCUUAUACAGAAUCUUGUCUUGAAAACCCUGUAACAGAAUGUCCUAAACCUAGAAUAGAUAUGAUUAAACCAUUAAGUGGUCCUAUAGAAGGUGGAACUAUAGUUACAAUCGAAGGCAGUAAUCUUGGAUUAAGAGUGGAAGAGGUAACUGGAAAAGUUCGCAUUGGCGAUGCAUUAUGUGAAAUAGUUGACUUUGAAGUAUCAGUUAGUAUUACUUGCCGCACGGGACCAUCUAAUGAAUCUACUGUUGUUCCAGUUAUUGUAGAAAAUGAUGCUGGCUAUACAGAAUCAUCUGUAUUAUUUAGUUAUAAAAAUAUUAAACUACAAGGUAUUUAUCCGUCUCUUGGCCCAAUGUCUGGUGGUACUCAAUUAGGAAUAGGAGGACAACAUCUAAAUAUUGGUUCUGCUGUUUCAGCCUAUUUAGAUGAAUUACCAUGUGCUGUAAAUAAAACACAAACAUCAAAUAAUAGAUUAAUUUGCAUUACACCUAAAGCAAAUACACCUCGCAUGAUUCACACUUUAACAGUAGUAAUUGAUAAUGCUAAUAGGACACUGUAUGGUGAUUUAUUUAAUUAUACAGCAGACCCAACCAUAAUGGAAAUAAAACCAUUAAAGAGUUUUGUGUCUGGGGGAAGGAUGAUAACUGUACAUGGUACAAAUUUACAUACUAUACAAAAGCCGCUUAUGAAACUAUAUUAUGCAAAUGAAUUGGUACCUGUAAAUUAUACUGCAUGUACAGUACUAAAUUCAAAUCAAAUGGAAUGUCCAAGCCCUGCCAUAAAUAAGAAAUACCAAGAAAUCUUGCAGGCAACUAAAUCACAAACUAGCACACCUCAAAUAGCAAUGAAAGUAGGUUUUCUCAUGGAUGAUGUAGAAAGUAUGCAUGAUUUGGAAAAAUAUUUCAAUCCACCUAGAACACACAUGCUAUUUGUUGAGGAUCCCCAUGUUUAUCAUUUUGCUAAUAGAAUAAAAUCAUACAAAGGAGAUCCUCUAGUAAUAGAAGGUGAGAAUCUCAUCAGGGCUAGUGACGAAACAGAUGUAGUUGUAACAAUUGGUACUCAACAUUGUAAUGUUACUAGUCUUACUAUGCAACAACUGCUUUGUACACCACCUGAAAUACAGCCUUCUAAUACAGAUGAAAAUGGAGUUCAGAUUUUAGAUAUUAAUCUGCCAUUAGUAGUUGUGAAAAUAGGAAAGAAUUUAAGAUUUCCUAUUGGUUAUCUCCAUUAUGAAUUAUUAAGAAACUAUAAUUUUCCUCCAGAAGCAAUAGCAGGAAUUGCUGCUGGUACUUUCUUUUUAGUUCUUAUUUUUAUGAUUGUUUUAGUUAUGUAUAGACGGAGAAGUACAAAAGCUGAAAGAGAGUACAGAAGAAUACAAAUACAAAUGGAUACACUAGAAAGUAAUGUCAGACUGGAAUGUAAACUGGCAUUUGCUGAAUUGCAAACGGAUAUGUCUGAUUUGGCAGCUGAUUUGGAACAUUCAGGAAUACCUACUUUAGACCAUGUAAAUUAUGUUAUGAAAGUUUUUUUCCCAGGUGUAUCAGAUCAUCCGAUACUAAAUGUUCAACAUCAGUUUAUCAAUGCUCCUAGGACUAAUUAUGAUGCCGCAAUGCUUCAAUUUGAACAACUAUUAAAUAAUAAAUGUUUCCUUCUGUCAUUUAUAGACACAUUAGAGGCGCAAAAAUCUUUCAACAUUAGGGAUAAAGUAAAUGUUGCUUCAUUAUUGAUGAUUAUAUUGAUGGGAAAAAUGGAGUAUGCUACCGAUAUAUUGAAGUCUCUUCUUUUACGUCUUAUAGACAAAUCAAUUUGCAAUAAACAUCCUCAAUUAAUGUUGAGAAGAACAGAAAGUGUAGUUGAAAAAAUGUUAACAAACUGGAUGGCCUUGUGCAUGUAUUAUUAUCUUAAAGAUUAUGCAGGUUCAUCAUUGUUUCUCUUGUUCAAAGCAAUCAAACAUCAAAUAGAAAAAGGUGUUGUUGAUGCUAUUACACAUGAAGCACGAUACUCCUUAUCCGAGGAAAAGCUUUUAAAAGAACAAAUUGAUUAUCAAAUUGUUACUUUGCAUAUAGUGCAAGAUGAUUUUGAUGACAAAAUUCAAUGUAAAGUUUUAGAUUGCGAUAGUAUAUCACAAGUUAAAGCCAAAAUAUUAGAUGCUCUAUUUAAGAAUACUCCGUUUUCAAUGCGACCUUCCGUCCACGAAGUAGAUCUAGAAUGGCGACACGGAAGAGGCGGUCACGUGACUCUACAAGACGAAGAUCUGACAACUAAAACUGUUAAUGGUUGGAGAAAACUAAAUACGUUAGCACAUUACGGUGUCAAAGAAUCUGCUGUAAUGUCAUUAAUUUCUCGACAAAACGACAGUUUUAAUACACCCUAUAAAAUACCUUGCAAAAAUUGUACAGGAAUCUAUUGUUCUAAUUCCCAUAUAAGAGUUUAUAACAGUGAUAUUACUGACCAAAAUGUGCAUUUCUAUCAUUUGGUCAAACCUAUUGAAUAUCAACACAUUGUAAACAAGUCAUCAGAACACAGUCACAAAGCCAUUCCUGAAAUAUUCCUCACGAGACUUCUCUCUACCAAGGGUACAGUGCACAAAUUUGUGGACGAUUUCUUUAGCACAAUACUUACUGUGAAUGAAGUUCUUCCACCUGCAGUUAAGUGGUUAUUUGACUUGUUUGAUGAUGCCGCAAGAGCUCACGGUAUCAUGAAUCCUGAGGUAGUUCACGCAUGGAAAUCGAAUAGUUUACCUUUAAGGUUUUGGGUGAAUCUAAUAAAGAAUCCUGACUUCAUAUUCGACAUUAAUAAAACGGCUACUGUGGACUCUUCAUUAUCGGUGAUCGCUCAAACAUUCAUGGAUGCCUGUUCAUUGACAGAACAUAGACUAUGUAAAGAUUCCCCAUCCAACAAACUACUAUUUGCUAAAGAUUUGCCAACAUACCGAAAUAUGGUUAUACAAUUUUAUCAGUCAGUGUCGCAAUUACCUCAAGUCACAGACCAAGAGUUGAGUACUUCUAUGCAACAACUCUCUGUGGAGCAGUUGAAUGAGUUUGAUACUCUUUCGGCCUUAAAAGAGUUGUAUAUCUAUGUCAGUAAAUAUAGAGAACAAAUUAUAUUAGGACUAGAAAACAAAAUGCACUUAGCUCAUAAAUUAGAUAAUAUAGCAUGCACUAUGGAAGGCGACCCCACAUCUAUAUGCUGACUAUAUGAUACUGUAUGUUACGAUUUAAUUGCAUUUACGUAAUUUAUUUAUACAAUACCUAUUUUGUAAAAUAAAGCUUUAAUUUAUUCUGAAAAUACUCAGAUUUAAAACCGAUAUGUAAAAAGACUGUAAAAUAUCAGUUCCAUGAAUAUAGUUAGGAAGUUAAAUAUUUUUUGCUGAAUAUAAGAUACUUAAUGAUGCUAAGAAUGAUUAUUAUUGAUAAAUUUAAUAUUUUUUGUAAGCAUUUCAGAAAAGAAAAUAAGUAAUUGGCGAUACCAUACAGAGAGUGUAAAACUAUUUGUAUGUAUUUACUCUCCCAGUGGCCAUAUUUUAGUGUCCAUGGUAUUUUUUAUAAUUUUAGAGUUAAAUGUAUUGACUAUAUUAUUUAUUUCUCUUUUUCAUUUUAUGAUCAAUUGAUAAUUUCUUACAAAUAAUAUGGAUCUGACACUAUUUUUAUUGUAAAUUCUUAAUUGUAUUUAAAGUAUUUAAUUAUUAAUGUGUAUUAUGUUAAGAUGUAUGUGUAAAGAAAGAAAUCUUAUGUAAGGAAAAUGUUGUGAUAUUUGUAUUUGGAAUAUUGAUAAUAUGUAUAUCAGUAUGUCAGUAUUUUCAAGGCGUUUUUAAUGCUAUACAUACAUACCGACACGCCAGAGAUUUAUUUAUUUAGAAAUUUAAAAAAUAUAUUAUAUCUAUAAUCCGUUCACUUCAUGCGUGGCACUCUUUAUCAAAUUUGUGACGUUAUAGAUCCUCAUGACUAACACAUGUGAUUGUAAUGUAUAGCCUAUGCCAUCCCUCACUCUCUUACCUACACAAUCUAUAUAAGGGAUUUCAUGUAGAAAGCACAAGAAAAAAAAAAACUACCCGCCUACAGUGAAAUUGAAAUAAGGAACAUGAAUUGAAAGUGCAGCUUUUAAGUUCGUAUAGAAAACUUUGGCUGAUUUCAAUCAUUCCAGACCCCCCCCCCCCCCCCCUCCCGUCCUCUCCCCAUAAAUCUAACAACAGCUAAAAAUGCCACGCAAGAAAAUGACGGGCUGUAAGUGACUAUUCUGCAUGCCCCUCGGGCUUGGGUUACCAAGUUUCCAGAUUUAUUCUGACUUUGUGUUCUGACAAGUUUUUUUUUUUUUUUAGGAUUUUAUUUAAAUAAAACGUACUAAUUACACGCUCGAUAUUUAUAUAAAGUAAGUGCUUAAAAUUUAUUUUGUGUCGAAAAUAUCAAGACUUGGAAGUGCCGUACUUCUUAUUUUAAAAUGGUAACCCUAGCUUUAGUGAAUCUCGUUUAAAUAUAUUAAGUUGGUUGUUUUUUGCUUAAAAUUACCGAUUUUAUAAUCAUAUGAAGUUUGGAGCUAUAUAAAAAAUGUUUUCUGAUGAUUUUUAUGUGACAUGUCUAUCUUAAGUUUACUUGGACUUGUAAACCUUUUGCAAAAACACGAACAUUUAUGAUUUUAUAUAUUUGAUUUGCAAUUUUAUAAUGCUAAACUUAUUAUAUUGGUUAUCCUUUAAUAUCAUUUAAAAUGUAUAUAUUUUUUUAAUCUCAGUGUUUUCAGUUGUAAAGUUAAAAAAAAAACAGUGCUCUAUUUUUGUUUUAAAUUAAAAAAGAUCUUUUUUUACUAACUACUAAAGUGUCCGUUUUUAAAAAAAAAAAAGGUGUAUGAUACAAACCAUAAUACUGUCUAUGCCUUGUGGCCUGUUGGGUAUGAUAUUUUAUAAUACUUAAUUAACAUAAGAAAAAUAUUAAUAACUUUCUCAUUAAAUAAAUUUACAUUAUUUAAUUUGACACUCCUCUCAAAGAUUUUUCAUAUUAUUAUGAAUUGAUUUUUCAUGAAGUCGGGGCUGAUAAGUAUAUUUAUUUUUGUAAGUACCUAUUCGAUUUUACAUGCUAUUUUAAUAGUCGAUUGAAAAGUCCCUGUUAACAUUUCAAAAACAUGAUCUCAUUUUUAUUUACUUAUUGCUCAAACUGUUGUCAGUUAUAUAAAUAUGCUAAAUAUCAGCUCUCUCAGAAAUAAUUAUAAUAUUCCAUUUACAAAAUAUUUUAAGAUAGAAUAGAUGUAACUUGUUAGUAUAUUAAAGCAUCAUAAAUUCACCCGUCUCUUAAAAUUUUGUAUUAUUAGAAUAUACUUAUUUAUCAAUCUUUUUGUAAUGAAUAAUUUCAACAUGAAUGGGAUAAAUGAAAAACACCAAAUUGUGUAUUAUUUGAACAUUCAUAUUUAUUAGGCAAGUAAGUAUUUUUUUUUAUAGAGCAUUUAUAUAAAUACAAAUUAAUUUUGGUUUUACCAUUAAAAUAAAAUAUUAAGAUUUAUACAAAGUGUAAAGAAAAGGAUAAAAAAACAAAAUUCCAGCAAUAAUAGAUACACAUGAAACCAAACAACUUUUUUU
Molecule: messenger RNA, 8214 nt
Organism: Galleria mellonella (greater wax moth)
Lineage: Eukaryota; Metazoa; Arthropoda; Insecta; Lepidoptera; Pyralidae
Gene: PlexB
Product: plexin-B
Exons: 1
Coding region: 160-5844 (1894 amino acids)
Biological process (GO): positive regulation of axonogenesis; sensory neuron axon guidance; regulation of cell shape
Cellular component (GO): semaphorin receptor complex
Molecular function (GO): protein binding; semaphorin receptor activity
Source: RefSeq, a predicted model, not a curated record